This is a messenger RNA of Bemisia tabaci, 1599 nucleotides long. RefSeq names its product epoxide hydrolase 4. Gene Ontology annotation, molecular function: catalytic activity. The record is from RefSeq and is a predicted model, not a curated record. Lineage: Eukaryota; Metazoa; Arthropoda; Insecta; Hemiptera; Aleyrodidae.
UACUUCUAGUUUUUAGGUUAUAAGACGAGACGAGUGGGCUGACAGCAUAGAAAAUGGGCUGACAAUUGGCUGACAGUCAGCAGUCAGCUAACAGUCACAGUCAACUUGACGUUCAACAUCUAUCUAGUUAUAUCUAAUCUUAGCAUAUAGUAACAGUUAUUUGUUUCUGCAAAAUUUCUCCGGGUUUUUAAUUUUAAGAACUAUAGAACCCAGUAGUUAAGAUAAAUUGUGAACAUCCACUUUUCAGAUCUGUCUUUUAAGGUAACAUUGCAGGGCGAAAUGUCACAUCCUUUUCUAAACAUUGUAGAAUCAAUAUCAACCUUUGAUACCAUCAAGGUGUGGUUAUUUGCUGGCCUAUGGGGUCUCUGGAUGCUUUUCAAGCGACUGGCAUUUAAAUUGUGGAAUCCAAAAAGCUUCGAAUGUGUUAAUAAACAUGACCACCCGCCACCAUGCCUAGUCACCGCCUCUUAUGGACAUCACUCUUUCGUUAAAUUGAAGGGAGUGAAAUUACAUUAUGUUGAAGCCGGAAGUCGAGCAGAUCCAGUGUUGUUGUUCCUUCACGGAUUUCCUGACUUUUGGAUUGGAUGGCGGGCUCAAAUUGGGGAAUUUGCCAAAUCCCACCGAGUGAUAGCUUUGGAUUUAAAAGGCUUUGGUGACUCGGAUAAGCCGCUACGACGGAAAAGCUACCGUGUUGAGGUAAUAUUAAGGGAGUUGUCGGACCUGAUUAGCUCCUUUGGAAUGGGUCGCUGCUCGGUAGUUGGUCACGACUUGGGAGCUCUCCUUGGCUGGUACCUGGCUCAUUCCUCACCACACCUCAUUGCUAAAUUUGUUGCAAUCUCGUGUCCACACCCAAAUCUCUACUGGUCCUCCUUACCUAGCAGUAGUACCUUCAAUCCAAGGUGGAUUUACUUCAGUCAAAUUCCACUUCUCCCAGAGUUGGAAGCCCUCCAAGAGGACGUACGCAUCAUCGAUAAGUGUCAUCAGCAUCUUAUCUCUGGUGGAGGAAAAAUUGAUUCUUUUAUGGACGCCUACAAAUACACCUUCUCCACUGUUGAAGACUGGACUGGCCCAAUAAAUUAUUUUCGAAAUUUGCCAUUCUGUCAAGUAAGCAAUAAGAGUGGGAUGAUUGAGGUCCCUUGUUUGCUCAUUGUAGGUAACAAAGACAACUGUAUCGAGCUAGAAAGCAUCAUCAAGUCAACUGAGUACACUGAAAAAUACUUCCUGAAAGUCAUUGAAAACUCUGGCCACUUUCCUCAUCAAGAGCACCCAGAAACAGUGAAUCAAGCCCUGGCCAAGUUCCUUCUUGGUGAUGUAGCAGUGACUCCAGGUAAAUCACCCUCUGGGUUGGUCAACCGGCUCUAUGGCACAGUCAUGUCUGCCAAAACGUAUAGUAACCAGGUCUUUGGAAAAGCUUUAUCAUUCGGGCAAGCGCCUACCUCAUUAAUAUCUGCUCUUAAAUCUUGAGCCUACCAACUUCUUGAUCUUUUUUCCGGUACUAUGGUAGUUUAAUUCCAAAAAUUUCAAGACUGAAGCCAUUUAUAGCUGAAACUCAAUUGUGAUAUCCAUUAAUAAUUAAGUACAUCACCUUUUAAUACCCUA